CCUGCGUCCGGCACCCAUCCCUCCGGCGGCGGGAGGCGCGGCGGGAAGCUGCGCGGUGGGCUGACCUUUCCUGGGGACGGCGUGCGGAGCGAGGGGAGUGAAGGAUGGCAGCCCGCCGCGCAUUAAAAGCUGUCUUGGUGGAUCUCAAUGGCACCCUUCACAUUGAAGACGCAGCUGUGCCAGGCGCACAGGAAGCUCUUAAAAGGUUACGUGCUUCUUCAGUGAUGGUUAGAUUUGUAACUAAUACAACCAAAGAAAGCAAGCAAGACCUACUGGAAAGACUAAAAAAACUGGAGUUUGAUAUCUCUGAAGAUGAAAUAUUCACAUCUUUGACUGCAGCCAGGAAUUUAGUAGAACAGAAACAAGUGAGGCCCAUGCUGCUGGUUGAUGAGCGAGCAUUACCUGAUUUCACAGGAAUACAAACAAGUAAUCCUAAUGCUGUGGUCAUAGGAUUGGCACCAGAACAUUUUCAUUACCAAAUUCUGAAUCAAGCAUUCCGGUUACUCCUAGAAGGGGCACCUCUGAUAGCCAUCCACAAAGCCAGGUAUUACAAGAGGAAAGAUGGCUUAGCACUGGGGCCAGGACCAUUUGUCGCUGCUUUGGAGUAUGCCACGGACACCAAAGCUAUAGUCGUGGGAAAACCAGAGAAGACAUUCUUUCUGGAAGCAUUGAGGGACACUGGCUGUGCACCAGAGGAGGCCAUCAUGAUAGGAGAUGAUUGCAGGGAUGAUGUUGGUGGGGCUCAGAAUACUGGCAUGCUGGGCAUCUUAGUCAAAACUGGAAAAUACCGAAACGCUGAUGAAGAAAAAAUUAAUCCACCUCCCUACCUAACCUGUGAGAGCUUCCCUCAGGCCGUGGACCACAUUCUGCACCAUAUGCUGUGAGGCAACUUGAACCGCAGCUUCCAUUGUGGGGAGUGGAUCCCUUACCAAUUCAUACCAUUCAGUGCUGGGAACCCUUGUAUUGUGCAGUAAUUAGAAAGAAAGGGAUUGAAUUGCAGCCAACACUAAGCCUUGCUAAUUCCUUUUGUUUUAUUUUGUAAAAGAAGAUGGGACCCAAAGAAAGGGAGAACUGAGAUUUUAUGUCAUUCCUUUUAAAAUAUUCAUCAGGAUCACAGGCUGAGAGGGAACAUUCUCUACUAUCUCCUCCCUGGAAACAAGAGAGGUAUUGUCUGUGAAAAAAGUUGAUUGGUGGUUUUUAAAUUAUACAGCGAUGCAUUCAGAGGUAUAUAAGGCUGUCAUUUUGAUAGAGUGUAACUGUGAAACUCAACAGAAGUGCCAAGUGGACUACAGGACAGAAGCAGCAAAAAUGUAAGGUCCUUCAGCCAACUGAUCAAGCGAAGACUUAACAGAUGUUGAAAAGUGGAUUCUUUCCUGUACUCCCAGCAUAGAUGACUUCCUUUUCUCUUCAUUAUCCAGAGAUAACUAAUUUAAAUUUAGAAUCUAAAUUUAAUUUAAAAUAAUAUUUCCAUUAAUAACCUAUUCAUUGCAGAUACCUAUUAUAUACUGUGUAACAGUUGUUUUGGAAAUUUUAUGUAAAAUUAAAACUAUCACUAUUUUACAGAUGUUUUAAUUAGACAUUGUUAUUAAGAGGAACAGUGCAGAAACUAAAAUCAAGCCUUUAAUGUCUUAUAGACCAUGCAUUUUUGAAGUUAGUGUCCACCAGGGUCCUAUUAACUAUACAUUUGCAAGAUUUCAUUAUUUUUGCCUCUGACACUAUGGGAGAAAUCUUUUAGAAACUACGGGGACAGAUUCAAGCCUUUAUGGACUUGGUUACUACAGUUGUAAAAUGAAAUCUCUUUUUGUAGCAUAGGUUAUUCUUCUCAUGUUAAACCGGCCCACAUGAAGGAGACUAAGUAGAUAAUGAUUUUCCUAGUGCAUUUGCAUACUGUGAUAAUCCUAGGCCUUGGCAAUUGUUUUACAGGGCUCUUGGGCAUUGAAUUAUUAGAAUGUAAUUGUGCAUCACUGUAGUGUUCACCUUAUUGAAGCACACACCGAUGUUAAUGAGCUUCGGGUUUUGAUGCUCAUUUAGAGAUCAGCUCGGUCUUAGAUGGGAGGGAACAAAGCUAAAUAAAUGGGAGCUUGGUGAGCACUUUGUUCUGGUUUUUGCAAAUGUCCCAACUUAAUACUUAUACAUUGCAGAGUAUAAACAACAGAUAUGACAUGACAGUCACUCCAGUCAGAAGGAAUGGAAUGGCUGAAGGUAGAGCUUCUGGUGCCUGGCUAGCUUAGGUCUAACCCUCUGACUGAGAAGAGUAUGUCACCUCACCUCUUACCACACAAUGCUGUGAGUAUCAAGUGUGCGAACUGUAUCUUAAGUACUUAGAAGAGAAAACCUGAAAAGGGCUGUCUCAGUGAUGUCCUCCUGAGGAUUAAAAGAUACUUUACUACACUUAGAAAUUUUAUUUAUUUAUUUUGGCUUUUUGAGGUAGUCUCACAAUAGCCCAGGCUGACCUGGAAUGUACUCUCAGGAAUUUUUAGAUAUUCUCAGCAAAGAGCUGCAUGUAAGGAAAAGCCCAGUGGGCAGGAGAGAAGUCCUAACCGGUGCCUGUCUGAGGAUGGGUUCACAUCAGGAAUUAUCAACCGUCUUGAUAGUGGCUAUUCACAAACUGCUGUGCUAGUCCUGGUUAUUAUGGGAAAUAAGCAGAGACGAAAUGGGAUUUGUUUACCUGAAGGACCUUUCUACUUGGUCAUGAGACAUUACCUGAGAUCUCCAGGAAGACCUGACUUUCAUGUCAUGUUUCCUGUGACGUCUUCCCUGCCUGCAGGAUGAAGUGGUAGUGGCCCUUGCUACACUGAAUUUGUCUUUCCACCUCUCUUCUCCCACUGUGCAGGACUGAUUCUCUUUUGUCUCGGCUGCAACACAGAUACCCAGAUGGUACCAGAACCAAUACAGCAAACUAAGUACUCCUGGAAUGUAAGGCAUGUAAUGGUAAAAGGCACAGGUAUGGAGAGGGGAAGUGUUUCCAUUUCAAUGUUGCCUUACAGACACCUAAAGGGGAAGCCCAUCAGACAUUUGGAAAUAAUGGAGCUGAUGCUCUGCAGACAGUUAAAACUGAAGCAGAGAAAUGAGCAUUAUGAAGGAUCAGGAAGCCAGCAGUUUGAAAGCAUGGGUGACCCCAGAAAAUGACCCAGUCAUGAGAAACAGCCUCUCCAUAGCACAUGGAAAUGGAUUUAGCACACACUGGGACCUGCUAGCUGGCAUGUCCACAGGGAGGUCCAUGAGGAGAAGGAAAACUUGUCUUAGAUCAGAAUUGAAUUAAACAUUCCAGUAAAUGGUGUCAGCUGCUGAAUGUGCCUUGGCCUUGUGGAGGAAACGGAACUGAAGUAUUCAAGGGGCUUCCUUUGCCUUGGUUAUCUGUGGUUGUGGGGUUUGAAUGAAAAGGACCUGCACAGACUCCUGUGUUUGAAUACUUCAUCCCUAAUUGGUGUGCUGUUUGGAACGGUUGUGGAACUUUCAGCAGCUAGAGUGUUGCUGGAGGAGGUGUGUCACUGGAGGCACCGAAUGAAGCAAAGGGCCAUGCUUGGUGUUUUCUCUUUCCCUUUGUCUCUGCCCAUUGAUACUGGUUUUCUGUUCCUGCCACUCCUUCCCUACCAUGAUGGACUCUACCUUCUUGAACUGUAAGCUAAAAUAAACUCUUCCAAGUGAAA
This is a messenger RNA of Jaculus jaculus (lesser Egyptian jerboa), 3650 nucleotides long. It is a transcript of the gene Hdhd2, whose product is annotated as haloacid dehalogenase like hydrolase domain containing 2. The record is from RefSeq and is a predicted model, not a curated record. Gene Ontology annotation, biological process: dephosphorylation. Lineage: Eukaryota; Metazoa; Chordata; Mammalia; Rodentia; Dipodidae. The transcript has 7 exons. Bases 105 to 884 code for a protein of 259 amino acids. Gene Ontology annotation, molecular function: phosphatase activity.